This is a messenger RNA of Actinia tenebrosa (Australian red waratah sea anemone), 2103 nucleotides long. RefSeq lists its product as uncharacterized. Gene Ontology annotation, biological process: determination of ventral identity. The record is from RefSeq and is a predicted model, not a curated record. Lineage: Eukaryota; Metazoa; Cnidaria; Anthozoa; Actiniaria; Actiniidae. Gene Ontology annotation, cellular component: membrane. Gene Ontology annotation, molecular function: phosphatidylinositol binding; protein binding.
UUUGUUGGUUCUCGUGUUUUUCACGAUCAUGGGUAAAGAAAGAAAGAAAAAGAAGAAAAAGCCUACCAAAACAAAUAAAGUUUCCCAGAAUACCCAAGAAGACAAAGAGCAAUGUUGUUUGGACAUGCAAGAUGGCAGUGCUGCAUGUAGUGAUAAUAUGAAGGGGAGUACAGGAAGCCAAGAUAUCAAUGAAAAUGGGGAAAAUAAAACAUAUUCUGUUGAAGAUUUAUUGCAAAAGAUAGAAGAAUGUAUGGAAACAUUUAACUAUCAAUUGGCUCAGAAGUUCUGUGAAAGAGGACUGGAACUAGAUGCCAAUCACUUAUUACUACUCGAAACUGCUGGAGCUGUGUUUUUAGAGACAGGUGAAGCUGAGAAGGCCAAGAAAUGCUUUCAACAUGCCAUUGAAUUGUGUCCUGAUGAAGGCCAUGCUAAGUACAUGUACAUUGGACAGAUUCUACAAGGACAAGAGGCUGUUGAGGCUUUUACUAAGGGCAUUGAACUAAUGAUAUCAACUAUGAAUUCAAGCUCAAAGGGAGCUGCCAAAUCAGACACUGUCAGUCCUAAUGAUGUUUCUACAGCAUACUGUUCUUUAGCAGAAAUCUACAUGACAGACGAAUGCUUUGAUACUGAGGCAGAGAACAAGUGCUUUGAAUGUUGCCAGAAGGCAGUAGAAUAUGACCCUAGCAACCCUGAUGCAUACCAAACUAUGGCUAACUGUCUGAUGAGUCAAGAAAAAAUUCAGGAUGCCCAGACAAUGUUGAAAAAGGGUCUUGAUUUAUGGCUUGGAAAAGAUGAUGAUGAUACAGACCAGGUCCCCAUGCCAUCUUAUGAGAGCAGACUCACAUCUGCUAAACUGUUGUUAGAGCUUGAAGAUUUUGAGGUAGCGGGAACUGUCUUACAAACUUUGCUGGAAGAAAAUGAUGAAGAUCCUCAGGUGUGGUACUUGUUGGGCUGGAUGUACCAUCUUUCUGGACAAGACAAUACCAGCAAGAAAAUUAGCUUGGAAAAGGCAAAAGAGAUUUCCGUAAAAUCAGGGUGUGAAGACGAACAGUUCCUACAACACAUAGAUGAACUAUUAUCAAAUAUGAAUCCUGAAAAAAAUGGUGAUGUCAUGGAUGAUGAGGAUGAUGAUGAUGAAGCAAUGGAGACUUGAAAAAUGCUCUACACCUAUUUCAAUCUAGUACUCUUAAUUCCAAGUCUUUCAUGUCCAAAUAGAGUAAUGUGCCUUACCUAAUCAACCGUACCCCUUUCCCCCUCCUAUUCCUUCGCUUCGCAUAUUCUGCCCUCCUCCCUCCCUCCAAAUUGACCUGCAUCGCUCUCCCUGUAAAGAAAUUUAUGGCUCCAUAGAUUAAAUUUUUAUUGAUAUUUUAAUUGUUUUAUGGUACGCCUGUCAUGGCUGAGCAUCAAAGCACAGAGAACAACCUUUUCUUGUUAAGGAAGCAUCGGUUUUUAAUGACACAACUAUUGUUAGGGGAUUCUUCAUUUUGCUAUAUUCAAAUCAUCCAAUUCACCAUAUCAAAUAUCAUUCCUCAAUCAACAUUGUUGUCAUGAUGUUAUCCUGCACGACCAACGAGCCACACCCACAAACCUAUUUCAAAAAACUUUGUCAUUGCCAAAGGUGAUAGGUGAUAGGUCAUUCCGACAUGGAAAUGGUUUCGUUGAAUACAAAAAACACUGAAUCAGUCUCAACACUAAGGUCCAUGUUCUUGACCAGAAUAAGAAACAGAAACAUAAGUCAUUCCAGCUAUUCUUGGAUCUUGAGAUGACCUAUCUCAUAUUUUCUCGAUGACAACGUUUUGAAAUAGGCCAAUCAGCAAUAACUAAACUAUAAUAUAAUAAUAAUACAUAAUUUAUCAUUCCUCGUCCAUCAAUCAGAUCUACAUGUACCGUACGGUAGUCAUCCAAUCUUUUCUGAGAUAGGAAACAUGGUGCAUUGUGGUCUAGCUUAGGUACAAACAUCUUUUGUUCAUCAUGACUUGAAUGGUCUUGCUUGUAUCCAAGUUAGACCACGAUGAAUCCCAUUUAUCGAGCUCAGAAAAGGUCUUCCUACCAGGUUUGAUCAACUGACUUUGGAAAAGGAAUAAAGAUGUUGAAACAAUUGAA